AUACGCUAGGCCCCCAGCCAAGGUCGUGCCCCUGUUCCUUAAAUACAAUAGCGAGGCUGAGAGCUGGAGGCAGAGGGUUCAUUCUCGACGUGAAAAAAGACUCAGCCACGAGGAUAGGCACAUGCGGGAAAAAUCAUGGCGCGAAUUCUGUGUUCUCUCGUAGCGAUGCUCGCCGCCUGCCGCCCAGCCUUCGCCGAGACUAGGACGAUCGCCGGCACAACCUCAACCUCUACAUCAACGCCGGCGCCCGCGCUUCCAACCUUCGAGAUCGACAUCAUCUUUCCCCGCAUUAACGAAACCUACAAUUGGACCACGUCCCUCCCCAUCGCCUUCGCAUUCCAGAACCUCAGCGCAGCAGCCGCGCUCGGAUCCUUCCGCUUCAUAUGGACCAUCAUGCCAUACAACAGUGUAAGCUUGCCCAUCCCGGGAGGCGUCCGGGAAGAUUCAUGGGAGGUCGCAUUCUCCCCGACCAAUGCGUCCUCAUUUACCACUCCGGGAGGGUCCCCUUAUAUCCUGGUCAACAACACAAACCCGUAUGACUGGGACCAUCCGCCGAACUAUGGGGGCACAGCGUAUGCACUGCAGUGGUACAUACAAUGGGACACCAUAGAAAGUCAGUGCGACAGCCCUGCGCCCCAAGUUUUUGACCAUAUCCUCUUCACUCUACACCCCGAGGGGCUGGACGAGCAGUGGAUCGUGCCGAAUUCGAGCGCGCUGGGGAAUGUUACGGGCAACUGUGCGCAGCUUGGUUCGGUAGCCGAGAUUGAUGCGGGCAAUCCCGAGGUCUGCUCGUCCUUCAGAGAGCUGUCAGGCGGCAGAGGGAAUCCAUGCGCUCUCAAGGCCGAUGAGGCCUUGGUGAGCAGCAUUUCGAGCGUUGCGGGGAGCUUGGCCACGGCGCAGAGCUUGGCCUCAGCGACGCCAACGACUACGCGCACAUCGUCGACGAAUGUGGCUGUUGGGACAGAGGUGCCAGUGCGGCCUGCGUUCGCUGCGGCGGUGGUCUUUGGUGGUUUGGAAGUGCUCUCUUCAUGGUACUAUUGACGUCUUGACUGAUUACUCAAAAUCCGGUAUGUAGAU
Molecule: messenger RNA, 1077 nt
Organism: Trematosphaeria pertusa
Lineage: Eukaryota; Fungi; Ascomycota; Dothideomycetes; Pleosporales; Trematosphaeriaceae
Exons: 1
Coding region: 136-1041 (301 amino acids)
Source: RefSeq, a predicted model, not a curated record